Messenger RNA from Orcinus orca (killer whale), 4938 nucleotides. RefSeq names its product TATA-box binding protein associated factor 2 (gene TAF2). The transcript is spliced from 27 exons. Gene Ontology annotation, molecular function: RNA polymerase II general transcription initiation factor activity; chromatin binding; transcription cis-regulatory region binding. The record is from RefSeq and is a predicted model, not a curated record. Gene Ontology annotation, cellular component: transcription factor TFIID complex. Bases 997 to 4659 code for a protein of 1220 amino acids. Gene Ontology annotation, biological process: transcription initiation at RNA polymerase II promoter. NCBI's taxonomy places the organism in Eukaryota, Metazoa, Chordata, Mammalia, Artiodactyla, Delphinidae.
CACUUCCGCUGACAUCGCAGGUCAGAGGUGACCGGCAAGAUGUCGGCUGGCUGGCGACGACGGUGCUUGGUGUGAGGAGCAUCUCCGUGACAGAAGCUCGGCGGAGACAGCUGACGGAGCCGAAUCGCGGGAGAGAGUUGGAGGCGUUGGCGGCGGCAGAUCGGGCAGGGCCGGGAGUGGGUGCCAAGGGAGCCCCGGCCGCGGGGUGUGACUGUUGGGUGCGCGGGGGAGCGGGGAGUGUCAGGUGCCGGAGACCGGUAAUGCCCCGCCGCCCCUCGGAAAGCCGGGAAGCCGAGCUCCGCGGGGUCCCUUCAUGCCGCCGACUGGUUUAGAGCCCGCCAGAAUGAACAGGAAGAAAGGAGACAAGGGCUUUGAAAGCCCAAGGCCCUAUAAAUUAUAAGUAUUUUUUCAUCUCCCUUUCUUCUACGUUUGGUUUUCAUUAAUUAUAUUUUGUGAUUGCUUGAAACUGAUUUCGUGGGCCUGGGAGGCCUAGUGGGAAACUGGGAGCCACUCACGGUGAUGGGAAUGGUGUUUGUAGGGCGAAAAUGGUUUGAAUGACAGUGUGAUUCAGCAGAUCUACUGCUGCUUGCAGGUUAAUAAACCUUUUUCUUAAAGUACUAAGUUGCAUUUUUGCCCAAAGAAAUUUAUUUUCGUGGCUGUUGCUAAAUUUAAAAUGAGCAAGUUACCCUAAUUUGUAGGGUUUUAGCAUGAAAGAUAAGUGUGAUUCUGAGCUGCCUAGAACACAGUUCUUGUUUGUACUUGGAUAGAGUUACGCCUUAUUUAAUAACUGAAAUAUUUUCUUUAUUCUUUAAUGUACAACUCAUCAGGUCGUCUGCAUCAACAACAUAAACUUCCAGAGAAAAUCUGUUGUGAUCUAUUUUGGCUAUGAAGAGAUGACCUGAUAUAUUGUCCACUAGUUUAAGAUGGCAUCCUGUUGGAGGUCUCAAUUGGUGCUGUAACUGAGCCUUCAGUAGUUGAUCGUGUCAGCUGCUCUGGAUGAUAGGACAAAAGGGAUUUGUGGAACUGACUAUAUUUCCCACAGUUGCAAACUUAAAUAGAAUCAAGUUGAACAGCAAACAGUGUAGAAUAUACCGAGUAAGGAUCAAUGAUUUAGAAGCUGCUUUUAUUUAUAAUGAUCCAACCUUGGAAGUUUGUCACAAUGAAUCAAAACAGAGAAAUCUCAAUUAUUUUUCCAAUGCUUACGCAGCUGCGGUUAGUGCUGUGGAUCCUGAUGCAGGAAAUGGAGAACUUUGCAUUAAGGUUCCAUCAGAAUUAUGGAAGCACGUUGAUGAAUUAAAGGUGCUAAAGAUACACAUCAAUUUUUCUUUGGAUCAGCCAAAAGGAGGUCUUCAUUUUGUGGUACCCAGUGUAGAGGGAAGUAUGGCAGAGAGAGGUGCUCAUGUUUUCUCUUGUGGGUAUCAAAAUUCCACAAGAUUUUGGUUCCCAUGUGUUGAUUCAUACUCUGAAUUAUGUACAUGGAAAUUAGAAUUUACAGUGGAUGCUGCAAUGGUGGCUGUUUCCAAUGGAGAUUUGGUGGAGACAGUGUAUACCCAUGAUAUGAGGAAGAAAACCUUCCAUUACAUGCUUACCAUUCCAACAGCUGCGUCGAAUAUCUCCUUGGCCAUUGGACCUUUUGAAAUACUUGUAGAUCCAUAUAUGCAUGAGGUUACUCAUUUUUGUUUACCUCAGCUUCUUCCAUUGCUUAAACAUACCACGUCGUAUCUUCAUGAAGUUUUUGAAUUUUAUGAAGAAAUUCUUACAUGUCGAUACCCAUAUUCUUGUUUUAAGACUGUAUUCAUCGAUGAGGCUUAUGUUGAAGUGGCUGCUUAUGCUUCCAUGAGCAUUUUUAGCACAAAUCUGUUACACAGUGCCAUGAUUAUAGAUGAGACACCUUUGACUAGAAGGUGUUUAGCCCAGUCCUUGGCCCAGCAGUUUUUUGGAUGUUUCAUAUCCAGAAUGUCUUGGUCUGAUGAAUGGGUAUUGAAGGGAAUUUCAGGCUAUAUUUAUGGUCUCUGGAUGAAAAAAACUUUUGGUGUUAAUGAAUAUCGCCAUUGGAUUAAAGAGGAGCUGGACAAAAUAGUGGCGUAUGAACUAAAAACUGGUGGAGUUUUAUUACAUCCCAUAUUUGGUGGAGGAAAAGAGAAGGAUAAUCCAGCAUCCCAUCUACACUUUUCCAUAAAGCAUCCACAUACGCUUUCCUGGGAAUACUACACUAUGUUUCAGUGUAAAGCUCACCUUGUGAUGAGAUUGAUUGAAAACAGGAUCAGUAUGGAAUUUAUGUUACAAGUUUUCAAUAAACUGCUAAGUUUGGCUAGUACUGCUUCAUCUCAGAAGUUCCAGUCACAUAUGUGGAGUCAGAUGUUGGUUUCCACAUCUGGAUUUUUGAAAUCCAUCUCGAAUGUCUCUGGCAAAGACAUCCAGCCUUUAAUAAAGCAGUGGGUAGACCAGAGCGGAGUGGUAAAAUUUUAUGGAAGUUUUGCCUUUAAUAGAAAACGAAAUGUCUUGGAAUUGGAAAUAAAACAAGAUUAUACAUCUCCUGGAACUCAGAAAUAUGUGGGACCCCUUAAAGUGACAGUACAGGAGUUAGAUGGAUCCUUCAAUCAUACAUUGCAAAUUGAAGAAAACAGUCUUAAACAUGAUAUACCCUGCCAUUCCAAAAGCAGAAGGAAUAAGAAGAAAAAAAUUCCACUGAUGAAUGGAGAAGAAGUUGACAUGGAUCUUUCUGCAAUGGAUGCUGAUUCUCCUUUGCUGUGGAUAAGGAUAGACCCAGACAUGUCGGUAUUGAGGAAAGUAGAAUUUGAGCAAGCAGAUUUUAUGUGGCAGUAUCAGCUCCGCUAUGAGAGGGAUGUUGUGGCACAGCAAGAGUCCAUUUUGGCCUUGGAAAAGUUCCCCACUCCAGCAUCUCGGCUUGCCCUAACUGACAUAUUAGAACAGGAGCAGUGUUUCUACCGCGUGAGAAUGUCAGCUUGCUUCUGCCUUGCAAAGAUUGCAAAUUCAAUGGUGAGCACAUGGACAGGACCACCAGCCAUGAAGUCACUCUUCACUAGGAUGUUUUGUUGUAAAACUUGUCCAAACAUUGUGAAAACAAACAACUUUAUGAGCUUUCAAAGUUACUUUCUACAGAAGACUAUGCCAGUUGCGAUGGCUUUAUUGAGAGAUGUUCAUAACCUUUGUCCCAAAGAAGUCUUAACAUUUAUUUUAGACUUAAUCAAGUACAAUGACAACAGAAAAAAUAAGUUUUCAGAUAACUAUUAUCGUGCAGAAAUGAUUGAUGCCCUUGCCAACUCUGUUACGCCUGCAGUCAGUGUGAAUAAUGAAGUUCGAACUUUGGAUAAUUUAAAUCCGGAUGUGCGACUCAUUCUUGAAGAAAUCACUAGGUUUUUGAAUAUGGAAAAACUUCUUCCGAGUUAUAGACACACCAUCACUGUCAGUUGUUUGAGAGCCAUACGAGUGCUUCAGAAGAAUGGCCAUGUGCCAAGUGAUCCAGCUCUUUUUAAAUCUUACGCAGAAUAUGGCCACUUUGUGGACAUCAGGAUAGCAGCUUUGGAAGCAGUUGUUGACUAUACUAAAGUGGACAGGAGUUAUGAAGAAUUGCAAUGGCUACUUAAUAUGAUUCAGAAUGACCCUGUACCCUAUGUAAGACAUAAGAUUCUAAACAUGUUAACUAAGAACCCACCAUUUACUAAGAACAUGGAGUCUCCCUUAUGCAAUGAAGCUUUGGUAGAUCAACUUUGGAAACUUAUGAAUUCUGGUACUUCACAUGACUGGCGGUUACGGUGUGGUGCUGUGGACUUGUACUUCACACUGUUUGGCCUCAGUAGACCUUCCUGCUUACCCUUGCCAGAACUUGGCUUGGUCCUUAAUCUGAAAGAGAAAAAAGCUGUCUUGAAUCCAACCAUAAUUCCAGAGGCCAUAGCAGGCAACCAAGAAGCUGCGGUUAAUCCAAGUAGUCACACACAGCUAGUUGGAUUUCAGAACCCUGAAGAUGAUCACCUUGCCAAGGAAGCAUCAUGUAAUAUAUCAGCUCAUCAGCAGGGAGUGAAGAGGAAGGCUGAUACACCACUGGGGUCCCCACUAGAACCUGGUCAAAUACUGGAGAAGAAUGAGGAUAGCAGUAAAGUCAAACUCAAAAUCAGAUUUUCAAGCUCUCAAGAUGAGGAGGAGAUUGAUAUGGAUACUGUUCAUGAUAGCCAGGCGUUCAUUUCCCAUCAUUUAAACAUGCUUGAAAGGCCGUCAACUCCAGGGCUCUCUAAAUACCGGCCAGCCAGCUCCCGAUCUGCUUUAAUCCCCCAGCACUCAUCAGGUUCUGAUGGCACACCCAUCACAAAACCCCAGUGGAAUAUGGAACUUGCACGAAAGGGAACAGGAAUUCAUUUGGGUGUUUUUAAUCUUGAAGGUAAAGAACAAUCACCUUUGGAGAUGAGUAUGCAUCCAGUUGCAGCAGCUCCACUCUCAGUAUUUACUAAAGAAUCUACGUCCUCCAAACACAGCGACCACCAUCACCACCAUCACCAUGAGCACAAGAAAAAGAAGAAGAAGCACAAACAUAAGCAUAAGCACAAGCAUAAGCAUGAUAGCAAAGAAAAGGACAAGGAGCCUUUCACUUUUUCCAGCCCCGCCAGUGGCAGGUCUAUUCGUUCUCCUUCUCUUUCAGACUGAGAAGGGGACAAAGGAGACCUUUUCCUCAGUGUUCAGAAGAAUAUAUGUAACUAAAGCUUUGUCAGCUAUAAAGAAUGAUAAAAGGAAAAAAAAAUAGUUGCCUCCCAUAGAGAUUCAAGUUCUAAACAUUUGAUUUACAUUAUUUAUACAAUUGAAAUCUAAUUAGGAAAAUGUGUUUUAUAGUUCUGAAUAAACCAUUUCAUCCUGUUUCCUCCUUAAAAUACACACACACACACACACACACACACACACACACACACACACACACACACACACACA